Molecule: messenger RNA, 1630 nt
Organism: Erinaceus europaeus (western European hedgehog)
Lineage: Eukaryota; Metazoa; Chordata; Mammalia; Eulipotyphla; Erinaceidae
Gene: ALDOB
Product: aldolase, fructose-bisphosphate B
Exons: 9
Coding region: 100-1194 (364 amino acids)
Biological process (GO): fructose 1,6-bisphosphate metabolic process; glycolytic process
Cellular component (GO): cytosol
Molecular function (GO): fructose-bisphosphate aldolase activity; fructose-1-phosphate aldolase activity
Source: RefSeq, a predicted model, not a curated record
AGAAGUCUAUAAAAACAGAGGGUUUCCUAAGACUCGUCCUCUGGCAGCUGCUGCUCCAUCCAGUGUCUGAAGCCUUCUUCUCCCAAACAACCUACCACCAUGGCUCACCGAUUUCCAGCCCUCACCCCGGAACAGAAGAAGGAACUGUCAGACAUUGCCCAGCGCAUUGUUGCCAAUGGGAAGGGCAUCCUGGCUGCAGAUGAGUCUGUGGGCACCAUGGGGAACCGCCUGCAGAGAAUCAAGGUGGAGAACACUGAAGAGAACCGCCGGCAGUUCCGAGAGAUUCUCUUCACCUCUGACAACUCCAUGAGCCAGAGCAUUGGUGGUGUGAUCCUCUUCCACGAGACCCUCUACCAGAAGGAUGGCCAGGGAAAGCUGUUCAAGAACAUCCUCAAGGAAAAGGGCAUUGUGGUGGGAAUCAAGUUAGACCAAGGAGCUGCUCCCCUUGCAGGAACAAACAAAGAAUCUACCAUUCAAGGGCUGGACGGCCUCUCUGAGCGCUGUGCUCAGUAUAAGAAAGACGGUGCUGACUUCGGGAAGUGGCGUGCUGUGCUGAGGAUUGCUGACCAGUGUCCCUCCAGCCUUGCUAUCCAGGAAAAUGCCAAUGCCCUGGCCCGCUACGCCAGCAUCUGCCAGCAGAAUGGGCUGGUACCUAUUGUUGAACCAGAAGUGAUUCCUGAUGGAGACCAUGACUUGGAACACUGCCAGUACGUUACUGAAAAGGUUCUGGCAACUGUCUAUAAGGCUCUGAAUGACCAUCACGUGUACCUGGAGGGCACCCUGCUGAAGCCCAACAUGGUAACUGCUGGCCAUGCCUGCACCAAGAAGUAUAGUCCAGAGCAAGUAGCCAUGGCAACUGUCACUGCUCUCCACCGGACCGUUCCCGCAGCUGUUCCUGGUAUCUGCUUUUUGUCUGGAGGCAUGAGUGAAGAAGAUGCUACUCUCAACCUCAACGCUAUCAACCUUUGCCCUCUCCCCAAACCCUGGAAACUCAGUUUCUCUUAUGGACGGGCUCUGCAGGCCAGCGCACUGGCUGCCUGGGGUGGCAAGGCUGCAAACAAGAAGGCAACCCAGGAUGCUUUCAUGAAGCGGGCCCUGGCUAACUGCCAGGCAGCCAAAGGGCAGUAUGUCCACUCUGGCUCCUCUGGCUCUGCUUCCACCCAGUCGCUCUUCACCGCGAGCUACACCUACUAGAACCUGGGCGUGACCCGGCUGGCUCUCGCUGUUUUAGGAGUAGAGGGAGGAGGACUGCAAAGGAACAAUCUUUAGACUGACCCUGGAGGUUAGGUACACUUUAUUUGAACCUACUUGGAAGCAUAGUGCAUGUUUAAUUCUUAGACAGAAGGGGGAAAUCAGUCGUUGAAGCAAACACCUAGAUAGCAAGAUCUAAUAAAAAUGUCACACAAUUUCCCUGCAGCACUUCCAGCCCCCCAUGGUCCAGAAUGUUCACCGAAAAAAAAUCAUAAUAACGUCUAGAAAACUCAUUCUUUAUCCACUCAGUACCCACUGAAAGAAACAUCACAGAAACUAAGUGCAGAAAUGUGGUUCUUACUGAACAAUCUUUGCAGUGGUAGAUUAUGAAGGGGACAAUUGACCUCAAUUAAAGAAAUAAAAAUAUACUGUAAGUCUU